UGUCUUGAGUUUUCUAGAAGACAACCCAGAGGCAGCUAGUUCCUAUGAACUCUAACUAGGGAUAUGUAGAGAAACUAGCUCUGGGAAAUUCAGCAUCAGGCAGUGAAAAGGGGAAAUAACCUUUUCCCCCAAAUUCCAUGGAAUACUUUCAUUUUGAGCCAAUCACUUCCUCAUCCCUACCCCCUACCCCCAAUCAAAUUAAUGGUAUGGAAAGAAUUGUAAUCCCCAGACAUAAGGUACAAAACUUUGUUCCUACUACUAAGGAGAAGGGAAAGGAAGUACUCUCGCAACAGGCAUGUGUUAGGGGAUAGACUGAGUUGUGUCCCGCCCCUUUUACCUCUGUUCCAGUUCGAUUCUUGUUUCUGUUUAUCAUCCAAAGUCCAUGAGGCCAGGGAUGCUGAGAGAGGGACAGUGGAACACUGGAUAUUCUUUAGGACUCUGGCCCCUUAGGGAUACCCUCCCCCUACCUCUACUCUCUUCACAUAGAUCUCUGCUUCUAUUCACCCCCUAAUUCUUUCCCCACUACUGGGGCCUGGGCUUGCCCCCAGGAGACCCAGGUGCCCAAGAUCCCAAAUCCUGCGGAAUCCGGAUUGGGGGACAAACAUGGCAAAGGAUUAUCAAGACCUUCAGCACCUGGAGAGUGAAGACAAUGGCCAUCAGUUCAGUAAAGGGUCCCCUUCACCCCAGUCCAUCUUCCAGCGUCUCUGCCCUCCUAACCGUCUUCUCCUGGUCUCCCUGGGAAUCAGCUUCAUAUUGGUAGUGAUCGUCUCUGUGUUGGGAUCUAAAAAUACUCAGCUUCGGGGAGAUCUACAGACAUUGAAAGAGACUUUCACCAACUUCUCAGAGAAGAUGAAAUCAGAGAUCCAAGCAUCAAAUACUCAGGGAAGUCGUAUGAAUGAAAAGGUGAAAUCUCUGGAGGCCAAGCUACAGAAGCAUCAAAAGGACAGGGAUGAAGAUAGCUCAAAUUUCUUCCUCCACGUACAACGCAUUUCAGCAGAUCUUCGGACUCUGAAUUGUCAGAUGGCAAUACUCCAGAGCAAUGGUUCCAGCAGCAGGAUCUGUUGCCCUCUUGGCUGGUUAGAGUUUGAGGAGAGCUGCUACUGGUUUUCUCGCACCGGGAAAUCCUGGAAUGAAGCUGAGAAAUACUGUCAGCUGGAGAAUUCACACUUGGUUGUCAUAAACUCUUGGAAUGAGCAGAAUUUUGUUGCUCAUCACACCUCACCUGCGUUUGCCUGGAUAGGCCUCACGGAUGCAGAGGGCCUCUGGAAAUGGGUGGAUGGGACGAGUUAUGACUCUGCCAUCAAGAAUUGGAUGCCAACCCAGCCAGACAACUGGUAUGGACAUGGCCUAGGAGGUGGUGAAGACUGUGCCCACUUGCAUGCUGAUGGGGGCUGGAAUGAUGAUGUUUGCCAGCGGCCUUAUCGCUGGGUUUGUGAGAUGAAACUCAAAAAGGACGUGUAGGAAGGAGCUCUACAGAAAAAUAUGCCGUUUCCAUCCAGAAAUCUCCUUGAAGCAGGCCAGAAACCCAGGAAAUGAUACAGAAUUCCUGAAAUCUUCCAGAAUCACCCUUAGAAGUGAUUGUGCUUUAAGUAAUCCAAUGAUAUUAGGUUUCCUCAGAAUCUUUCCAGCUCACCAGAGCCUCCUUGCAAGAUUAUAGAAUUCAUGUGUUUGAAGUCAAACAGGAAUUAAAGUGAACUCCCCAAA
Monodelphis domestica (gray short-tailed opossum) is the source of this 1704-nucleotide messenger RNA. It is a transcript of the gene ASGR1, whose product is annotated as asialoglycoprotein receptor 1. The record is from RefSeq and is a predicted model, not a curated record. NCBI's taxonomy places the organism in Eukaryota, Metazoa, Chordata, Mammalia, Didelphimorphia, Didelphidae.